This is a messenger RNA of Prorocentrum cordatum, 6024 nucleotides long. NCBI's taxonomy places the organism in Eukaryota, Dinophyceae, Prorocentrales, Prorocentraceae. The record is from the annotation of a GenBank genome assembly.
AUGCGCCGCUUGCAUGACAGCGGCAUGGGCGUCAAGAGGAUCGCCGCGGCCUUGAGCCGCUCCACGGACACCGUCUCGAAGCAUUUGUUCAAAAAGAACACGACCAAGAAGUCCAAGGGCCGCCCGAAGCAUUCCAUCCGCACCCCCAAAGGGUUUCUCGCUGCCCAGCGCGCUUACAAGAAGCUUCUGAAGUCCUCGGGCGGCACAAAGGAAGUGACGGCAGCCAUGCUGAAGUCCGAGAUGAAGUUGAAAUGCGACAUCAAGACAGUGCGCCGCGCGUUUGCUGAGAAUGGCUACCAGUUCCGCCCGCUGUACGAGAAGCCUGACCUUUGUGAUGGGGACAAGAAGGAGCGCCUGCAGUGGGCCCGCGAGCACAAGCACCGGAGCCCCAGCCAGUGGUCACAGUACGUCCACGCGUGCAUGGACAACAAGGUGUUCCAGGUGCUGCCCAAUGCGAAGUACAGGAAGGUGGCGGCAAAGCGCAAGGUUCGCGGGGUGUACAGGAAGCGCAAGCGGGACUUCUCCGUGGGCCACGUCAAGCCGAGCAACCCUAAGGUUCUGAAGCAGAGUUCGGGCAAGGGCUCCGUGACCAUCGCGUGCGCCAUCGGCGCGGGCAAGGUGUUGAUGUGGCACCAGGUGGUCGGCAGGUGGAACGCCGCAGCCGCGGGGCGAAUGUACUCGGGGGCGCUCCAGCCCGCUUUGAAGAGGGCCUACCCUUCCGUGCGCGGCAAGUUCCGCGUCAUGGAAGACAACGACCCCACGGGCUACAAAUCUCGCUCGGGCAUGGCGGCGAAGAAGUCCGCUGGCAUCCAGACGUUGGACUUGCCGAAGCGGUCCCCUGAUCUGAUGCCGCUUGAUUUCGCCUUCUGGGCCAAUCUGAACAAGCGCAUGAGGGGGCAGGAGAAGGACUGGCCCGCGAGCAAGACGGAGACGCGGGCGCAGUACCUGGCCCGGCUGCGCCGCACGGCGUUGGCGACGCCUUCUGAGUACAUCCACAGCAUCAUGGGCAGCCUGCACAAGCGCUGCGGCUUGUUGGUCGAGGCGAAGGGCGGCCACUUCGCCGAGGGCGGUGGGCCAGAGAAGCGCCGCAGGCUCGUGGGGAAGCAGAGCCAGCAGACGGCGCUCCUCGAGCACGUCGUCGGCGAGGAGAACAGGAACGCCUCGCGGGAGGUCUACUUGGUGACUCUGCCGCACACGGACAAGGAGGGUCUCAGAGCGCCAGCGGCUUUCUCGCGGGAGGAGGUCCGCGACGCUUUCCUGGAUUGCUGCGGCGCUCCGGACGCCGACCCCGCGUGGCUCGCAAGCCACCGCGGGCAGGGGGCCGCGCCCGUCGGGGUCAAGAAGCUGGUGGUAUUCAAAGAAUAUCACGCGCCAGUGGCAGGCGUCCGGCGGGCGCACUACCACGUGGCCUUGCACCUGGGCAAGAAGAGCAAGUUCCUGACCGUGAAGCGGGCCUUGCUCAACAGGUACCAACUCGCCUCUCACUGGUCCUGCAGCCACGACGGGCACUGGUCGGCCGUCGGGUACUGCGCGAACGCGACGCCCAAGAAGCCGCGGAGCGCCCUGGACGUUGACUACUUGGCUUGGCCCGCGGACCACCCGCCGCUGUCCGCGGCGAAGAGGGAGCCGACGACCGCCCGCGCUUUGGAGAAGCGCAGGACCGCGCGGGAGCAGGUCGAGGGCGAGAAGGGGAAGCCAGAGCCUCGCGUCGAGGAAGUGGACCUGUGGCCGAUAGUGGUCAGGUCUGGGAUCCGGAAUACUCCGGACGACCCCCACGCAGUGCGCAAGUUGAUGGCAUACGCUAAGACGUCCUGCUCGCACAAGGUGGUUGCCUGGAUGUUCAAGAACGAGCACGUGCUGGAGAAGAUCAUCGACAAGGCCUGGGCGUGGGAGAACGUGGACAGCUUCCUCGAAGACGCGACGAAACCCGUCAUGCAACAGUUCAAGGAGGCCUUGCGGACGCCUUGCGUUUGCGGCGGCCGCUGGUUGCACCACGUCCGCGAAAGCCUGUCGAUGAAUCGCAUCGACGUCCCCGACCUGUGCAGCAGCAUCUUGAUGUCCCUGAAGCACGGUCGGUCCGAGGCGGCCCCGGUGGUCACCUUGGCUGGGCGCUUCGGCGGAGAGGGGAAGUCUCUUCUCUUCUCGGCGGUUCGGCCGCUGUUCGGCGGUGAGCACGUGCAGGAGAGGCCAGGCGGGGGGCAGUUUUGCCUCCACGGCUUGGACAAGGCCAAGGCCGCGGUGCUGGACGAGUGGAUGUUCAUCGAUGAGGACCUCCCCCUGUCCAUCCAGCUCCUGUGGCUGGAGGGCAAGCCCGUGCCCAUCACCAUGCCCCAGAACCAGCACGUCGGGCACAAGGUGUACAUGGGGUCCGCCCCGAUUUUUGUCACCUGCCCCGAGACGGCGCUGGCGGGCCUCUCGUCCGAGUCGUCGCAGCGCCCGCAGGGGCAGGCUGGCAUGCUGCUCCGGCGGCUGAAACUGUAUUUAUUCACUGUGCCGAUUCCCAAGCCGCCGGCCCCGAAGCUAGUGCCGUGCCCGCGCUGUUUCUCGACCCUCGUCACAAGCGAGGCUUUCAGGAAAGCAGCUGGCGAGGCAGCCAACAAGGCAGCCAACGAAGCAGCCUACGAGGCACCCAGCGAGGCGGCCAACGAGGCCUCCGACGAGGCAGCCCGCGGGGCAGCCAAAAAAACAGCCGUCGAGGCAACUGGCGAAGCAGCCAGCGAGGCGGCCAACGAGGUAGCCCACGAGGCACGAGGCAGCCAACGAGGUAGCCCACGAGGCAGCCAGCCAGGCAGCGAGGCGGUCGACAGGGCAGCCAGCAAGGCAACCAACGAGGCUACCGACACAGCACCCGGCAAGGCAACCAACGAGGCAGCCAACGAGACAACCAACGAGGCAGCCAACGAGACAGCCAACAAAGCAGCCAACGAGGCAGCCAGAGGCAGCCACGGCAGCCAACAGGCAGCCGAGCAGGCAGGCCACCAGCGCGCUUACAAGAAGCUUCUGAAGUCCUCGGGCGGCACAAAGGAAGUGACGGCAGCCAUGCUGAAGUCCGAGAUGAAGUUGAAAUGCGACAUCAAGACAGUGCGCCGCGCGUUUGCUGAGAAUGGCUUCCAGUUCCGCCCGCUGUACGAGAAGCCUGACCUUUGUGAUGGGGACAAGAAGGAGCGCCUGCAGUGGGCCCGCGAGCACAAGCACCGGAGCCCCAGCCAGUGGUCACAGUACGUCCACGCGUGCAUGGACAACAAGGUGUUCCAGGUGCUGCCCAAUGCGAAGUACAGGAAGGUGGCGGCAAAUCGCAAGGUUCGCGGGGUGUACAGGAAGCGCAAGCGGGACUUCUCCGUGGGCCACGUCAAGCCGAGCAACCCUAAGGUUCUCGGGCUGGCGCAAAUCGGAGACCGCGCCGCGGCCACUCAGCGCCAGGUUCUGAAGCAGAGUUCGGGCAAGGGAUCCGUGACCAUCGCGUGCGCCAUCGGCGCGGGCAAGGUGUUGAUGUGGCACCAGGUGGUCGGCAGGUGGAACGCCGCAGCCGCGGGGCGAAUGUACUCGGGGGCGCUCCAGCCCGCUUUGAAGAGGGCCUACCCUUCCGUGCGCGGCAAGUUCCGCGUCAUGGAAGACACCGACCCCACGGGCUACAAAUCUCGCUCGGGCAUGGUGGCGAAGAAGUCCGCUGGCAUCCAGACGUUGGACUUGCCGAAGCGCAAGACGGAGACGCGGGCGCAGUACCUGGCCCGGCUGCGCCGCACGGCGUUGGCGACGCCUUCUGAGUACAUCCGCAGCAUCGUGGGCAGCCUGCAUCAGCGCUGCGGCUUGCUGGUCGAGGCGAAGGGCGGCCGCUUCGCCAGGGGCGGCGGGUGCAGGGGGUGCGCCGCGGGGGCCAGGUGCGCCAAGCGCGCCGCGUGCGACAGGUGCGCGGAGCGCGACAGGUGGGCCACGUGCGCCAGGCUCGUGGGGAAGCAGAGCCAGCAGACGGCGCUCCUCGAGCAGGUCGUCGGCGAGGAGAACAGGAACGCCUCGCGGGAGGUCCACUUGGCGACUCUGCCGCACACGGACAAGGAAGGCCUCAAAGCGCCAGCGGCUUGCUCGCGGGAAGGGGUUCGCGACGCUUUCCUGGACUGCUGCGGCGCCCCGGGCGCCGACCCCGCGCGGCUCUCAAUCCACCGCGGGCAGCCCGCUUUGAAGAGGGCCUGCCCUUCCGUGCGCGGCAAGUUCCGCGUCAUGGAAGACAACGACCCCACGGGCUACAAAUCUCGCUCGGGCAUGGCGGCGAAGAAGUCCGCUGGCAUCCAGACGUUGGACUUGCCGAAGCGGCCCCCUGAUCUGAUGCCGCUUGAUUUCGCCUUCUGGGCCAAUCUGAACAAGCGCAUGAGGGGGCAGGAGAAUGACUGGCCCGCGAGCAAGACGGAGACGCGGGCGCAGUACCUGGCCCGGCUGCGCCGCACGGCGUUGGCGACGCCUUCUGAGUACAUCCACAGCAUCAUGGCAGCCUGCACAAGGCGGCGGGCGACCGCGGCGCAGACCGCAGCGGGCCGGGGCGGCGGGCGGGCGCUCUCGGUGGACAGGCCAGAGAAGCGCCGCAGGCUCGUGGGGAAGCAGAGCCAGCAGACGGCGCUCCUCGAGCACGUCGUCGGCGAGGAGAACAGGAACGCCUCGCGGGAGGUCUACUUGGUGACUCUGCCGCACACGGACAAGGAGGGUCUCAGAGCGCCAGCGGCUUUCUCGCGGGAGGAGGUCCGCGACGCUUUCCUGGAUUGCUGCGGCGCUCCGGACGCCGACCCCGCGUGGCUCGCAAGCCACCGCGGGCAGGGGGCCGCGCCCGUCGGGGUCAAGAAGCUGGUGGUAUUCAAAGAAUACCACGCGCCAGUGGCAGGCGUCCGGCGGGCGCACUACCACGUGGCCUUGCACCUGGGCAAGAAGAGCAAGUUCCUGACCGUGAAGCGGGCCUUGCUCAACAGGUACCAACUCGCCUCUCACUGGUCCUGCAGCCACGACGGGCACUGGUCGGCCGUCGGGUACUGCGCGAACGCGACGCCCAAGAAGCCGCGGAGCGCCCUGGACAGGGAGCCGACGACCGCCCGCGCUUUGGAGAAGCGCAGGACCGCGCGGGAGCAGGUCGAGGGCGAGAAGGGGAAGCCAGAGCCUCGCGUCGAGGAAGUGGACCUGUGGCCGAUAGUGGUCAGGUCUGGGAUCCGGAAUACUCCGGACGACCCCCACGCAGUGCGCAAGUUGAUGGCGUACGCUAAGACGUCCUGCUCGCACAAGGUGGUUGCCUGGAUGUUCAAGAACGAGCACGUGCUGGAGAAGAUCAUCGACAAGGCCUGGGCGUGGGAGAACGUGGACAGCUUCCUCGAAGACGCGACGAAACCCGUCAUGCAACAGUUCAAGGAGGCCUUGCGGACGCCUUGCGUUUGCGGCGGCCGCUGGUUGCACCACGUCCGCGAAAGCCUGUCGAUGAAUCGCAUCGACGUCCCCGACCUGUGCAGCAGCAUCUUGAUGUCCCUGAAGCACGGUCGGUCCGAGGCGGCCCCGGUGGUCACCUUGGCUGGGCGCUUCGGCGGAGAGGGGAAGUCUCUUCUCUUCUCGGCGGUUCGGCCGCUGUUCGGCGGUGAGCACGUGCAGGAGAGGCCAGGCGGGGGGCAGUUUUGCCUCCACGGCUUGGACAAGGCCAAGGCCGCGGUGCUGGACGAGUGGAUGUUCAUCGAUGAGGACCUCCCCCUGUCCAUCCAGCUCCUGUGGCUGGAGGGCAAGCCCGUGCCCAUCACCAUGCCCCAGAACCAGCACGUCGGGCACAAGGUGUACAUGGGGUCCGCCCCGAUUUUUGUCACCUGCCCCGAGACGGCGCUGGCGGGCCUCUCGUCCGAGUCGUCGCAGCGCCCGCAGGGGCAGGCUGGCAUGCUGCUCCGGCGGCUGAAACUGUACUUAUUCACUGUGCCGAUUCCCAAGCCGCCGGCCCCGAAGCUAGUGCCGUGCCCGCGCUGUUUCUCGACCCUCGUCACAAGCGAGGCUCUUAAGUUCAAGCCCAAGUAG